Molecule: messenger RNA, 3621 nt
Organism: Epinephelus fuscoguttatus (brown-marbled grouper)
Lineage: Eukaryota; Metazoa; Chordata; Actinopteri; Perciformes; Serranidae
Product: RNA-binding motif, single-stranded-interacting protein 3-like
Exons: 13
Coding region: 1-1035 (344 amino acids)
Cellular component (GO): cytosol
Molecular function (GO): mRNA binding
Source: RefSeq, a predicted model, not a curated record
AUGUGUCAGGCCAGAUAUGGGAAGAUUGUGUCAACAAAGGCCAUCCUAGACAAGAACACCAAUCAAUGCAAAGGCUAUGGCUUUGUGGACUUUGACAGCCCUGCAGCAGCUCAGAAGGCUGUGGCCUCGCUCAAAGCCAGUGGAGUCCAGGCACAGAUGGCGAAGCAACAGGAGCAGGACCCCACCAACCUCUACAUCUCGAACCUCCCGCUGUCCAUGGAUGAGCAGGAGCUGGAGAACAUGCUGAAGCCCUUCGGUCACGUCAUUUCUACACGGAUACUGAGGGACGCCAAUGGCCUGAGCAGAGGAGUUGGCUUUGCUAGGAUGGAGUCGACAGAGAAGUGCGACGUGGUGAUUCAAAAUUUCAACGGGAAAUUCUUGAAAACCCCUCCAGGCAUGACAGCCCCUGCAGAGCCAUUGCUGUGCAAGUUUGCUGACGGAGGCCAGAAGAAGAGGCAGACCCAAGUCAAGUAUCCCCAGAAUGGCCGACCGUGGACACGGGAAGGAGAGACUGGUAUGGCGUUGACGUAUGAUCCCACCGCGAUGCAGAAUGGGUUCUACUCUUCACCAUACAGCAUCUCCACCAAUCGGAUGAUUGCACAGACGUCAAUCACGCCCUUCAUCGCUGCCUCUCCUGUCUCUACAUAUCAGGUCCAGAGUACAUCUUGGAUGCCACAUCAACAGUAUGUUAUGCAACCUACAGGUGCUGUGAUCACCCCAGCGACGGCCAUCGAGCCCAGUUUGUCUCUUCACCCCUCCGGUGUAAUGGCUCCUCUCACCCAGCAGAUGAACCACCUGUCUCUGGGCACCACAGGCACCUACAUGCCUGCUGCAGCGGCUGCUCCUAUGCAAGGAACCUACAUUCCCCAGUACACUGCAGUGCCUGCCUCUGCCAUCACAGUGGAAGGCGUGGUGACAGACCCAUCUCCACAGACAGCCGCCCCCUCUUCCCAGGACGCCAGUGGGCAGCAGCCUUUAUCAGUGGAGAAUACAGGAGAUCAUGCCACAGCCUACUCUUACCAGCAGUCUAAAUAACAAGAUUGGUAGGAAUCAUUGCUGCAUUGCCUUUAGAAGGACUGCACUGAGGCGCUGGAGACACGGAGGGAAUCAAAAUGAAACAAGGACAAAAAAAGAGGUGACAUGGGCAACACUGAGGGGAGAAUGCUUCCACUGUGCACAGGCACCAAAUAAAAGACAAAAUGAAAAAAAAAAUCAAUUAUAUUUCUUACCUGGUUGAACCAACAAAAAGACAGAGGAGGAAAAAAAAGAAACGCUGGUUUGCUGAACUUGAGGACAAUGAAUUCAAACGCAGUCUGCAACUUUGAGUUUAUCAUUUCUCACUGUGAGACUGGACUUUGCCUCCGAAGGAAAAAGAGAAGACAUCGGCUGAAAUCUAAACUCAACCAACAAGCUGUACAGAAAAAAAAGAACAUUUGAAUGUGCAGGUAGAUUUUCAGACUUUUUUUAUUAAAAAAAGAAAGGAAGCAAAGUCUAGAGAAAAAAAAACAGGUUGUCUUCCUUUGAUAUUAAGCUACAUUAUUUUCAUUCUUUUUAUUAUUUGAGUAGUUUUCUAGAAUAUCAAUGUUUUCGUAAAUCUUUAUUGCCUUAAUUUUCUCAAACUUUGGGAAAAAAAGUUUCCAUAGUGUUGAAUUAUUAAAAAAAAAAAAGAGUGGUUGAAUGAUUUGAGAGCUUCUUGGAAAGUUCUGUGAUGAAAUCUACAAAGCUAUUUGUACAGGAUUUAAGAAAAAAAAAAUAAGGUUGUAAUUGUAUGAAGAUAAUUUUAAAUUAUGUGGUGCAGUGCAGCUGAUGUUGGAUGGUAAGAAAAAAAAAUCUUCUUUAAUGCAGGAAGGGUCAAUCCACUGCUUCCUGGAAAAUGCAGUUAAGUUUAACCAUGGGAUAAAAAGUUAUGUUUCUUCAUCACAUUUGUAUUUUUUGUUUGUUUGUUUUUCGAUUGCAGUCUUUUUACCUUCAAAAGGUUUUUGCUUUGCCUGCUUUGCUUGUCUCACUGCAAAAAAAAGAAAAGUAAAAAAAAAAAAGGAACAUUUCUGACUUUGAGAAAAGCAGAAAAAAAACCGCUAGGAUUUUUAAAUGUGCAAAAAGCAAUAGUUUUAGUAAAACUGUUGACAGUUUCUUGAGUCUUUCUUAACCGUUGAACAAAAGCAGCCAGCAGGUGGCAUAUUUUAUACCAAAGAUGAAGAAACUAGGUAGUGAAGAGAUCUUCCUUAUGUUGCUUUUUCUUGAUUUUUUCUCACCUCUGAAACUGAGAUGUUUCUUGCUUGUCAUGCUGUUGGCGUGCAAGAUGACUUUAUCAGUGACUGAGGACAUGCAGUAGGUCUUUAACACAACUGCCUCAACCAGAAGAGUGUGCUCUGAGAUGUUUUGUUUGUCAUGUGAUCAAACACGGUGAUGAUCUGUAGUGGCGCUGUGACAUCUGUUGAGAGACCAGACACCCUGUGUGAUACGGAGAGAGUGGAGGAGGUAGGUAUGUUAUUGGGAAGUUGGUAUGCUCAGUUCGGUGAUAAAGAGGCUGAAAACGCAUUAUGUCCUGUGGAAAAUUGGUGUGUACUCCACCUUCUUCAGGCUGCGUUGACCAAUCUGAAAUCCUCAUCACAACAGCUUAAAUGCUUUCAUUUUGAAACGCAUAGUCUCAGUCCAUAAGACAAACUGUUUUACGCCGCUGUCUUGCCAAACACAAGCCAUUUAAAAUGUGAGCAAGCAAUGAUCUCUGUUAGAGGAAAGGGCAUUUCUGUUAAACAAAAUCAUUUCAGCUUCUGUAUAUUCUACAAGGACUAGGAGAGAUGUUUUGUUUUUCUUUAUGUGUUGCCGUUUUUUUUUUUUGUCUUUUUUAAAAAUUGAUUAUGAUGUGUGAGCUGCUAAACACUUUUCAUUAUUGGGGACUGAGGCAGGCUUGUGUUGGGUAGGUGUGGACGAGGUACACCUCCAGCAAUUUGAAGCCAAGAUCACGACAGUUAAUUGUUAUCCAUGACUUGGAUGCGUAAAAACUUCCCACAAGUCUUGAGAGAACAGACGUGUUCCUGCGUGCAGCCCUCGAAAAAACACACUGAAAUACGAGAAUACUCUCAUCUUCAAUAGGUGAAAUCAACGAAUAGGAAUCUUCACUAUUGUAUUUGUAAUAAAAGGGCAUCAGUUGAGAACAAAAACACUAACAGACUUUAACUUGCUGACACUGGCCCAGAGGUCACACCCUUGAAGCCCCACCUACCUGACCCGCCUUCACCAAUGAAAAGAAGCUAAUGGAGACGUGAGGAACAGACGGACACACAGAAAAGGCGUGGUUCAACCAAAAUCAAGCAGAUACAAACCUCUAUGGGAAAAAAAAAUAAAUUAUUUGAAAGAAGAGAGAAAGUAGAGUAAGCGAGAACAAAAAGAAUAUUUAUGAGAUCUGUUUUUUGUACAGGUGUGUAAAAGAAGAUGCAACAGAAAUAACUUUGAUGAUGCUAUUUUUUUAUUUGCUUGGUCACAUGCCUCCCAUGUCUUUCAAAUUGUGAUUCUGAGAGUGUCUGUAGAACCAGUGGAUAUUGCUGUAGUUUCAAAAUGUCUCUUUUCUUUUUGUUUUCUUUUUAGACAAAUCUUUCAAUAAAAAAAAAGAAAUGUUUCAAA